Molecule: messenger RNA, 7917 nt
Organism: Nycticebus coucang (slow loris)
Lineage: Eukaryota; Metazoa; Chordata; Mammalia; Primates; Lorisidae
Gene: NHSL1
Product: NHS like 1
Exons: 9
Coding region: 644-5629 (1661 amino acids)
Biological process (GO): cell differentiation
Source: RefSeq, a predicted model, not a curated record
AGCGCUUUGCAGACGGGGAGGAGGAGGCAAGUGGGCGGUUUAUGAUUCUGGCCUGUGCUGGGGCAAGUGAGCUGAACCCUUUUGAUUUCUCCCAAGCAGCCUGUGUGGGUGAACUUUAGACUGGGUGCCAGGCUUCACACUCCGUCUUUUUCUCCAGGGUGAGGAGUUACUUCCUUCUGCAGCCGGUGGCUAGCUCUCUGCCUGGUGGGGAAGGAUGCCCGGAGCGGAGUAGGAUUACAGUUUGGGGUGCGAGGUUCACACCAAAGAGUCGGAGUGCCUGGGUUCUGUUCUACGCAAAGUCCCGACAAGUGCUCCUGAAAUGAACACCUGCUUCAUUUUUGAAAUUGUACUUUUAUUUGUUUUUAUGUUUUGGCAGCGGAUACUGCUGAUCUACAAACCGAGUACCACAAUAUGGCUAGGCUGAAACAUUUUUGUCCUCUUUCUUAACCCCUCGUUUUCCUUUUCUUUUUAAUUGGGUGGCCCAGAAGCAAUCCUUUUGCACAGUGCUGUGCCUGACACUGCACAUUGUCUGAGUGAGUGGGAAGCGGCCGGCUGGUGUGAAGGACCCGACCAAUUUCAACACCAGAGCUUUUUGUCUGUGGGGCCAUCCUUUGUUUCUGACUUGAUUUUGGUGUAAAAGAAGAUGAAAAAGGAACGCUGUUCAGGUUCCUUCAGACUGAAGCCAAGUGCAGGUUCUCUCUCACGUGCUGUGAGUUGGAUAAAUUUCUCCUCCCUGUCCAGGCAGACAAAGAGGCUGUUCCGCAGUGAUGGAGAGCUCUCCGUUUGUGGGCAGCAGGUGGAAGCGGAUGAUGAAAACUGGACAUACAGAACCCAGCCCAGAAAAGCGGUUUCCAACCUAGAUGAGGAGAGCCGUUGGACAGUCCACUACACUGCCCCAUGGCACAAACAGGAGAACGUGUUCCUCCCCGCCACCAGACCCCCCUGCGUUGAGGACCUGCACCGCCAGGCCAAGCUCAACCUCAAAUCAGUAUUGAGGGAAUGUGAUAAGUUGCGGCAAGAUGGCUACCGAAGUUCUCAGUACUAUUCUCAGGGACCCACCUUUGCAGCCAACUCCAGCCCCCUCUGUGAUGAUUAUCAAGAUGAGGAUGAAGAAACAGAUCAAAAGGGGGUAUUACCCGGUACUACCAAAGAGGUUCUUGCUGCUGAAGGGAGAUCAGUUAUGGGUGCCAAGAUACUUCCUUGUUCUCUCUCUUCAUCAGAAGAAGAAAGAUUUAUUUUCAUCAGGAGAUCUAAAACGCCAACCUCAAAUGACUUCUCUGACCUUAAUACUCAGACAAACUGGACCAAGUCACUUCCACUGCCCACACCAGAAGAGAAGAUACGACAGCAUGCCCAGAUGGUCCAGGCUGAUGUGGUUCCUAUUAACAUAACUGGGGAGAAUUUUGAUCGCCAGGCCAGCCUUCGGCGGUCUCUAAUUUACACAGACACUCUGGUAAGACGACCGAAGAAAGUCAAAAGGAGAAAGACUAUUACAGGAGUCCCUGACAACAUACAGAAGGAGCUAGCCUCUGGCACUGGUCAAGAUGAUGUUGGUGGUCAGUCAGUGUUUUCCCCAGACCACUACCCUACAUUAGGAAGGCUUGAUAGCUACCAGCCUGCUGGGCAGCGCUCAGAAACCAGGGACUCCAGCUGUCAGACUGAGGAUGUGAAAGUCGUGCCACCGUCCAUGAGAAGAAUCAGGGCGCAGAGGGGGCAAGGCAUUGCUGCCCAAAUGAGCCACCUCUCUGGCUCCUCCGGCAACAUGUCUGUGCUAAGUGAUUCUGCGGGUAUUGUGUUCCCUUCCCGCCUCCACAGCGACGCUGGUUUCCACAGUCUGCCACGUUCAGGAGCAAGGGCAAACAUUCAGUCCCUCGAGCCGAGGCUGAGUGCCCUGGGCCCUGCAAGAGACGUGGGUGACACUUUCCCCUACCAGAGGAGUAAUCCACAAGUAGAUGAACACUUAGGAUAUUUAGGGGAUGCCUCAAGGACAGGAGCACUUUUGAGGCCCAAAUCCCAGGAGCUGAGGCACUUUGAAAGUGAAAAUGUAACAAGCCCAGCAUGUGUGGUUUCUCCUCAUGCGACUUAUUCCACCAGCAUCAUCCCAAAUGCUACACUUUCUUCCUCUUCGGAGGUCAUUGUUAUUCACCCUGUUCAGAAUACAGGGUUGCUGGACAGUAAAAUCACCAGCUCAUCCUCAUACAUGAAGAUAAAAUCCAGAGACCACCUCAUCUCCAGGCACACUGUGAAAGAUGACCCUCAGUCUCCCCGCCGUCACUGGAGUGAGCGUCACCCAGCCGUUCUUUCACAAGCCUUAGACACCCAUUCCCCUGGUGCACCCACACUGUUGUCUCUCUGUGAUUCCUCAGUCUCUCUAAAUGCAAAUCAGGAGAAUGGGUCCCAAGUUGUGCCCUAUAAUUGCAGAAGCAAUGUGCGCUUCCCAGCCCACCCUCAGGAUGUGGAUGGCAAUAGCGAGUCUAGUCAUUCAGGGGGCGGAGGACAGGGUAGCUCAGAGCCCUGGGAAUACCAAGCCUCAAGUAAUGGGCAGGCAUCCCCACUGAAGCCACCUGUGGCAACUCCUGGGUACUCCACGCCAGCAAGUAACAUGAGCAGCUGCAGUUUGGACCAAACAUUCAACAAAGAGGAUGCAGGGUCGCUGUACUCUGAGGACCAUGACGACUGCUGCACGUCUGUGCACUCCAACUCCGGACGUGCAUCUGGGAAUUUGUGCAAUAGCAGCGAUGGCUUCAGGAACCCUCGGCACAGCGUGGUCAAUGUGUUUGAUGGGAGAGCUCAGAAAAACCAAGGGGACAGGUCAAAUUGCAAUGAUAAGUCCCUUUCGAGAAACAUCUCUCUGAAGAAAGCAAAGAAGCCUCCCCUGCCACCCUCCCGGACAGACUCCCUCCGCAGGGUUCCCAAAAAAAGCAGCCAAUCCAAUGGGCAGGUGCUCAAUGAGCACCUCAUCGCCUCGCUCCAGCACUCGCUGCACCUGAGCCUCCCGGGCAAGGGUGGCAGCUCGCCCUCUCAAAGCCCCUGCAGUGACCUGGAGGAGCCCUGGCUGCCCCGGUCACGGAGUCAGAGCACAGUCAGCGCCAGCAGCAGCCUAACUUCCACCACCGCCCCCAACGUCUACUCCCUGUGUGGGGUCACUCCAUCACAGAGCGAUACCAGCAGCGUCAAGUCGGAGUACACGGACCCGUGGGGUUACUACAUUGACUACACAGGCCUGCAGGAAGACCCGGGCACCCCAGGAGGGGGCUACUUUGCUGGCAGCGGGACGCCCGCUGGAAACGGCCUCGUCCGCCCGGUCCAGGAAGGGCCCAGGGCCGUCCCACCGCAGGUACCCAGCGGUUCGGUCAAACCAAAGAUCACAUCGCCAGAGAAGUCACACAGAGUCACUUCUCCAUCUAGUGGGUAUUCCAGCCAGUCAAAUACACCCACAGCUCUCACUCCUGUGCCUGUGUUUUUAAAAUCCAUGUCACCAGCAAAUGGGAAGGGUAAGCCCAAGCCCAAGGUGCCAGAGAGGAAGUCCUCUCUGAUAUCCUCAGUGUCCGUUUCCUCAUCGUCGACUUCUCUGUCCUCCAACACUUCUACAGAAGGAGGCGGCACGAUGAAGAAACUGGAUGCAGCCUCAGCCUGUCCCCUGGUGCCCCCCACUCCGCUCCCGGGCCCCCUCCCCCCGCCUCCCUCGCCUUUGGCCGACUGUCCUGAGGGCUGUGCAUUGCCCCCCUCUCCUGUUUUCCCCCCUCCGCCACCUGAAGCUCUCACUCCCUUCUGCUCCCCUCCUGAUGGGUGCCUUCCUCCUGCCCCCGCUUCACUGAGCCCCCUUUUUCCAGAUUCUUCUGUGCCCUUACCAUUGCCUUCACCUUUCCUACCCUCCUCGGAGCCCCCACCUGCCCCUCCUCUGGACCCCAAAUUCAUGAGAGACCCCAGGCAUUCUUGCCCUAACUCCAGCCAGCCAGACUCCUCCCGGGAGGCCUUCAGGCCGCCUUCCACUAGGGAGGAGAGCAGCAGACCCCCCAUGCCCCUCAUAACCACAGAAGCACUGCAGAUGGUGCAGCUGAGGCCAGUGAGGAGGAACUCCGGCACUGGGCCGGCUCUGUCAUCUGAACCAACAGCUCAGGAAAAACGAACUUUGGUUGCUCCACAGUACCACUUAAAGCCAUCUGCCUUCCUGAAAUCCCGAAAUAGCACACAUGAAAUGGAGAAUGAAAGCCAGCUUGCCUCCCUGACAAGCUCGCUCCGGUCGCCUGCCAAGAGCUUGAGUCAGGGUGACCAUGGCAGUGCAGCCGAGCACGGCAGCGGCCCGUGGAGUGCCAGGGACGCAGAGGCUCAGACCGGCCCCAGAACCGCCCAGCUCCCCAACUCUUCACCCAGCAGGAAGCCACCGCCCAUUUCUAAGAAGCCCAAACUGUUCCUGGUGGUGCCACCUCCACAGAGAGAUUUCACAGCGGAGCCUGCAGAGAACGUGAGCGAAACCCUCCGAGCUGUGCCCAGCCCUACGAGGGGAGAGGAGGGCCCUGCCCACAGCAAUGAGGCAAGAGAGAGUCCUGCAGCCCGAGCUGGCUCUCAUGCGACGUACCCUGGCAGCUUGGUUCUUGAGGAAGGAGCUCCAGAAUCUGUGUCCCCAGGCACAGUGGAAGCCAAUGUCCCCAUGGUACAGCCUGAUGCCUCACCUGGCCCCCAGCAGGAAGAGCCAGCCGAGAACAGAGAGGAUGGUGGAGGUGACGUGGAGAGCUGCCUGUCUAGACAGGAUGGAGAGGCCGGGGUGCCGCAGACCGACACAGCCGCUUCCUCCUCCGAGGCCUGUGACUUCCCCAGGGAAGAAGGGAGUGAUGAGGUGAUGACCCCCAGUAGACCCAGGACCACAGAAGACCUUUUUGCAGCUAUUCACAGAUCUAAAAGGAAAGUCCUUGGCCGGAAAGAUUCAGACGAUGAUCCUUCCCGAAACCAUUCUCCCUCCCCGCCAGUGACACCCACGGGCGCUGCCCCGAGCCUGGCCUCUCCAAAGCAGAUGGGAUCCAUUCAGAGAAGUGUCCGCAAGAGCAGCACCAGCAGCGACAACUUCAAAGCUCUGCUGCUCAAAAAGGGGAGUCGUUCUGACGCCAGCGCCCGCAUGUCGGCAGCGGAGAUGCUCAAGAAUACAGACCCGCGCUUCCAGAGGUCAAGGUCGGAGCCUUCAGCAGACACUCCCGAGAGCCCGUCAAGCUGCUCCCCAAGCAAGAGCAGAAGGGCCCAGGAGGAGUGGGCCAGGAACGAGGGCUCCAUGCCGCGGAGUCUGUCGUUCUCCGGCCCCAGGUACGGCCGCAGUCGAACGCCGCCCUCCGCGGCCAGCAGCAGGUACAGCGUGCGGAACCGUAUCCAGAGCAGCCCCAUGACGGUCAUCUCGGAGGGCGAAGGGGAAGCCUCCGAGUCUACGGACAGCAGGGCGCGCGGGGCUCCGGGCACCGCGCAGGGAUGCUCGCUGGACGGGCGGGCAGGGGAUGAGAUGGACGAGGGCAGUGCGCUUUGCGGCAAAGAGCCUGCCACCUCCCUGCGGCCACCGGCUCCUGGCCCUGCCAACGGGACAGCCAGUGUAGGGGACAGGGAGCAGCCAGAACAGUGUGGAGGUUCCCUGAGAGAGGAGAGCUAGGGACACGAGAACGUGACUCUCUGGGGGAUGGGAGAUGAGCAAUGCCUCCGUAGAGAGAGCCUGCUGGGUGCCCCUGCCUGGCUUCUCGGGACCCCCCCCCCCAGGGUCGGUGCCGUGGGCCCAGCGCUGCCGGCCCUGCGGUGUGAGCGGAGGGCCAUUUAGGACUCACUUGGCACUUGCCCUGUGGCUUAAACGCAAGUAGAAGCUUAAACUUCUGAAAGUGCUUCCUGGGGAAGAUUUUUUUUUUUUUUCUAAAUACUGGGGGUGUGUCAGGGGUGUGGGUGUGUGUGUGUGUGCAUUUUGAACAUGUUUUUUAAAAAUACACACACACAAACAUGUACAGACAUAGGCGAAAGUAAGCCAGAGUUAUGAUGAGUAGAGUAAGCUGGGAGUCUUUGGACUAGGUGGUAACCGCUUUCAGAGCUUUCUGUUCCUGGAAACGUGUGAGUUCCACGAGAAGGGAGAAGACACUGUUGCUUCUAAGAAAGAGGCGGUGGAUUAGCUGGUUCUUAAUGCACAGAACGCGGGGAUGUACGCACGUGUGUGCCGGAGGGGAGCGAGAGCGAGUCCCGGGAAGCGCAGAGGAGCUGGGGCAGGGCUAAUGGGUUCAGGUACUUUUUCUCUGGGGGAAAUAGGCUUUGUUUCUUUUUUGGUAAACAUAACAAACGUGGAGCUGGCAAAGCUGUAACUCAGUGCCCGCUGCUGUGCAGCCUCGUACACACAACUCUUAGCCCGAUGUUUAGAAGUGUGGGCAAUUUUUAAAUGCAGCCCCCCCUUGAGUAGCAGCUGCAGCCUUCUGUGAGAAGGGAAGUGACAUGGGGACACACCGACAGGGAGCGAGAGGCAAGGGGAGAGGGGUGAGUGACACACUGCUGGAAUUGGUUCCUGCCCAGUAAAUAAAGUUAUUUUGCAGAAUUAAAUUUGAAAACUUGCACUACAGGACUGUGGGUGGAGCUUUUCCUUUUACAACAGUUUUUGGGUGUUUUUAAACCAGAGUUUAAACUUCCAUUUGGCCAUUUCCUACCACUUGAAAUGUCAACAUUUGCUAACUUUUGGAUAUCCUUUUGGUUACACCAAAGACAAAGUUAUGGCUCUUAUCUUUCCUUGCCUACAGUAUUGUCCUAAUUUAGAAAGUUUUUAGCAAAAUCUAUUAUCCAUUAUCUGACUUUAAAGAAAAUACUGAACAGCUCUUGUUAGUCAAACAAACUGAUACACAUUGGUCAGGCUUGGCUAUUAUUGAGCCCCAGGGGAAAUGAGGUGUUAGAUUAAAAAGAGUUUUGUGGGGGUUUUUGCAUCAUUUGGUUUGUGCAUUUUUAUAUUUGUUUUUAAAUAGAGUUGCUAAUUACCUUCUAAUCUCCAAUUAGAAUUUCAACACUUUUAGACACAGGAGAAAAGUAUGUAAAGUCUUUAUUUUAAUGUAAUGCUCUUGCGGCCCACACUCUCCCUCCUUCCUACUCCUUUUUUUUUUUUGAGACAGAGUCUCAGUUUGUCGCCCUCGGUAGAGUGCGAUGUGCGAUGGAGUAACAGCUCACAGCAACCUCCAGCUGUUGGACUUAAGUGAUUCUCUUGCCUUGGCCUCCCAACUAGCUGGGACUACAGGUGCCUGCCACAACACCGGGCUAUUUUUUUUUUCUUGAGUUUGGCUAGGGCCGGGUUUGAACCCACCACCCUGGGUAUAAGGGGCCAGCGCCCUACUCACUGAGCCAAAGGUGCUGCCCAUGUUAGCCAGAGUCUUUUCUUCUUUAGAAGGGCCAAGGAGACAAUGUUGGGGUUCUUGGUUUAAGUCCAUUGCAGCCACCAAAUAGCCAUUUUCUCAGCAUGAAAAUAUCCCCUAACAGUUGCUCUGCACAGGUCAUCUCAUCACGAGGCUUAUAAAAUAAAACUUCAGACACAAUUUUAGACAUGUCUUUGAGGCAGAAACAUAUGUAAAGAGUUAAGACUCCUUCCCUUCUUUGAAGAAAACAAAGCACUUCUUUUCAUACAGCAGGGAAUCAAGAGCUGACAUUUGGAGCAGUUUUCUACUACAUUGGCACAAGGAUUGUUUCUUCUAAAUUUUGGAAAAGUGGUAUUCUUUUUUUUUUUUCAUGUUGGCUUUUGAUUAUGAAAUCUUGUAGCUACCUAAAAAAUAUUAGAAUGGACAUGGACAUCAGAAAUCUUUAACUUAAUAUAAAAAUCAUUUAUUUGAAGGUAAGAUAAGCAACAUUGAAACUAAUUAUAAAACUAUUUAAAAAUUACCAUUUUUAAAGAAAAAUAUCUAUUAGGUUUUAAAUUUGCUUUGAAUAAAACAA